Molecule: messenger RNA, 2254 nt
Organism: Physella acuta
Lineage: Eukaryota; Metazoa; Mollusca; Gastropoda; Physidae
Product: heat shock 70 kDa protein 14
Molecular function (GO): ATP binding; ATP-dependent protein folding chaperone
Source: RefSeq, a predicted model, not a curated record
GGAACAUGUAGUUAUGAAAAAGCGUCAAAAUGGCAGCCUUCGGUUUACAUCUCGGCACGUGUUCUGCUUGUUUAGCAGUUUACAGGGAUGGUAAAACUAAUGUCAUUGCAAAUGAUCUUGGAGACAGAGUAACACCUGCUGUUGUGGCUUUUACAGACCAUGAAAUUUCUGUCGGUGCUGCAGCCAAGCAGGAGAUAAUCCGCAAUGCCUCAAACACAGUCUCUCAUGUCAAACGAUUGGUGGGCUGUCAGUUUGAUGACCCACUGGUCAAGGAGUACAUAGAAUCUACCAGCGUCCGUAUUGUCAAGGAUAAUGGGCUGCCUUUGUUUGAAGUUGAACAGAAAGGAAAGACACUGAGAUAUACCCCCAGCCAAAUCAUGGAGUUAAUUUAUAAAAAAUUGCUAGAAACAGCACAAAGUCAUGGAGGUAGUGGGAUAAAAGAUGCAGUUUUAGCUGUCCCACCAGAUUUUGAUGUCAAACAAAGGACCAUUGUUAGUGAGGCAGCAACCAAGGCAGGAUUUAACAUUCUGCGAGUCAUCAAUGAAACGUCUGCUGCAUUGCUGGCUUUUGAUGUUGGUCAGUUGGACCAAACAGAACACUUCAAGACACUUGUUUAUCGUUUGGGUGGGACGUCUCAUGAGGCUGUUAUUGUAGAUAUUGAGCAAGGCAUGUAUAGAAUUAUAGCCAAGGCUGCAGACACACAGUUUGGUGGGGACAAGUUCACAGAAGUCCUUCAGGCAUUUCUUACUUCAGAGUUCAACAGACAGUUCCGUCUGAACAUGAGUACCAACAAGAGGUCAGUGAGUAAGCUUGGACUGGCAGCUGAGCGCUGUAAACACGCCCUCACCACUAUGAUCACUGCCCAGUGUGCUGUGGACUCUCUGUUUGAAGGCUGUGACUUUCAUUACAACAUGUCCAGGGCCAGGUUUGAUAGCUUGUGUAUGCCACUGCUGUCCAAAUGUACAGGUCUAAUAGAGGAAGUUUUAAAAAGUGCUGGCUGCAACAAAGAAGAUAUCUCCAAGGUGAUAAUCUGUGGGGGUGGUGCCAAACCUCCUCUCUUAAAGAAGGUUAUAGGAGAUUUUCUGUCGUCUUCAACGCUACUCAACUCCAUACCAGAGGAUGAAAUUAUAGCCUUAGGUGCUGCUAAAGAAGCAGCCCUAUUGGUAGGGAAUGACACAGGAAACAUCAGUAUUGAUAACGAGGCUUCCACAGUAAACUUCAAGAUUUUCCCUAAAUCUCUUUGUAUACGAGUCAGCAAAGAUGAGUUGGAGGUUGUGGUCCCCCAGCACAGUUUGGCCCCCACUAGAAGACAACACACCCUCACACUUGACCCACAACAGACUGCUGUUGCUUUAGAGAUAUUUGAAGCUGAUGAGCCAGCCACUUUAGAGACAGCCAAACUACUUGCCAAGUUGGUCAUGCGUGACUUGCCACCUGGAUCUACAAUCAAAUCCAACUUCCACUUAAAGAGAGAAGGAGAUCUUCAUAUAUCAUGUCAUGAGGUGACGACAGACAAAACAGAGAGUGUCACCAUCCCAUGUCACUAAUGAUACCUGUGUGUUUAGUUUGAGGUGUGAUAGCAGAUAUUAGACCAGGGGUAUUGACUUGUUGGGGUGUUGUUUAUUGAAACAUUCAUUCAUGAUGGGCAUGAUGUGUUCUUUAGUAUUUAUAAAACCAAAUACUAGUACUUGGUAAACAAGGAAAUAUUUCAAGAGAUUGGUCAAGUAAGUGAGCGGUUAUGAAUUGACUGAUGUAGCUACUAGUGUCAUUGUAAUGAACUUGUUGAAUGUUUGCUGUUGGUGAAAGAAUGUGUUUGACUGAUCUUUCUAUGACUGGUCUUCUAUUUAUUCUAGUGACUACUACAUAGUUAGUGGGUAUAAACAUAAUUUUAGCUCUUCCAUAGCUGCUUCAAAUUUUGUAUUUAACAUUGUAUGAAGUGCAUUAAACACCAUCUGUAUCUAUAGGCAUGAAGGCACCUUAGUUGAUGCCAUAUUUUAGUUGGAGUCCCCGUGUACAAUUGUGAUGUAUAGAUUUGAUUGUUGUGUGAUCAGUGGGUGGUUGCCAAUACUGGAUGUUAAGUGGAACGUUGAAAUUAAUAGAUUAUUAAGUCAGGGAUAAGGUGAAUAUAUUUUCAUACCUUUACUGCUAAUGCAAUAGCAGUAGUUGUUUUAAUGUUUAUGUAUCACAAUUUUUUAAUGGACCCAGUGCAUUUUCUAAUUUGUACAUAAUUAAAUUGUUAUCCCUUCAUCAAUUU